Messenger RNA from Aplysia californica (California sea hare), 6779 nucleotides. RefSeq lists its product as uncharacterized. NCBI's taxonomy places the organism in Eukaryota, Metazoa, Mollusca, Gastropoda, Aplysiida, Aplysiidae. The record is from RefSeq and is a predicted model, not a curated record. Gene Ontology annotation, molecular function: protein binding.
ACUAUAAAUCUCCGCCAUGCGAAAAAAAGGAUUGUUCACUGCACAUUCCCGCUGCUCGCACACAUUUUGCAUACGCAUAAUAUAAUGGCCUGCGCCAUAGCUCACCAAUGACACUUAAAUGAGUUGCAAAACUUGUUACAGGAAAUUGAUUUCAUACACAGUGAACUCAUCAUUUGCAUAAAAGGUUCUCAAAAUAUGUGUUAAAAAAGUAUAAUUGUCGCGAUUAGCAUAACAUGACAGACUUGCUUUUAAAAGCUUGCCUCAGCUGUAAAUCUUUCAAAGUCUCUAGAGACCGCCAACUUGAUUUUUUAAAUUAUAGGCCCUCGUAGUUAUUAAGGAAUUUUCUAGAAUACACCUAUGUUUACAAAAAUAUUGAUCAGUUUGGGUAAAAUGAUACAAGUCUUUGUACCGAAGCUGGAGAGUCUAUAUGUUCGAUGGUUUAGGAAAUAUUUGACAAAAAGUAGCGCCACGAAUUUUUGACCGCACUAUAGGCUAGGAGUUUUUACCCAGUCUACUGUCCAUCUUAAAGGAGUUUACCAAGUCUAGACGGCGCUGUCAGGCUGAGUUGCUACCUGUAAACAAUAUGGCCGCUGGCAUGCAAGUCGGCCUUGGUAUGAAUGCGUCGCCAAACGAACCAGUUGCCUUCAUAACGUAGUCUAAUAUGCCAAAGACCGCAAAGUGCGCUCCAAAACGGUUGUGGAAUAGUGUGCUUAAUAAGAUGAAUUUGUAGAAAUACAGAGUCGAAAAAGCGUCUUCUUCGUACUUUGAAAAUGAUACGGAGGCCGAAUAAAAACACAUUUAUUGAACCUGAAAGAAAAAAAACAACAUUCAUAUAAUUGUUCACUAACCUACACAUGUGAUCUUAUUAUUCAAAUGAUUUGGCGAUCUGCGAUCUGCGUUGAGUUGAUGCUAUAGCUAAUGAAGAUUUAAAUAUUGAUUCAUUUGGGGGCUUGACAGUCUGAUCCCUUUUUGUGGUGUUGUAUGGCGGCUGAAUGUGACGUGUAGAAGAGUAUAUGAAUUCUGAUCUUGUGAGAGAAGGGACAGAAGAUCCUCAAGCAUUUCAAGAUGGACAUCAGCAAUAACCCACCAUUUGGGUUAAACUUAGAAAACAGGAAUGAUGAAAGUGAAAAUGAUGAAUCAGAUAAAGCUGAAGGAGGUUUUGACACCAAAAGGACCUUCUCUGAAUUAGAUUCAGAUUCUGAAUGUUUCAACGAUGAGGGAAUACUGGUAGCUACUAAUGAUGAAUAUGACCCUAAAAAUAUGGAAGGGGAUACAGCUGCAGAAGAUCAUGACCCAAUUUUUGAGGAAAUCAAGGAUGCCAUUGCAAGGAGACAGUCACAAAGUAAAUCGUCGAGUUCAAAUAGAAGUGUCACUUCAGAUGAUACACCUCAAGUGAGGAUAUCAGAUCAGUAUGUUUCCAUCCCCUAUGGUAUCCAGCCUCGUGCAAGCUAUGAACAUGGAAAGCGGAGCUCUGAUAUCAUGGGAGUCACAUACAAUGGGAGGAUGAGACAGUUUAUCAUCCUUGACUCCAAAGGCAUCACAACUUGGAAAAGGGAUGCUGUCAAAAACAGGGUUGAGCGAGCUCUGCAGUACCCGAAGUACGAGUACAGGCUGAUCACCUACAUGUUGUAUGCCAAGAAGUUUAACUGCUACUUUGCUCUGGGGAAAGAUUUCUCCUUAAAGGUGUACAACAGAGAUUUUUGUGAGACUUGCUCAGUGAGUGCAGAUUUGAGGUCUGUUCUGUUCAUGCUGUUUAAUCCAGUUCGAGACGAGCUCAUUACGGGGGGAGUAGGUGGAACCAAGGUCUGGAGAUUCCAUCAACAAGUUGGCAAGUCUAUUGUGGAGCUGAAGCCUCUUGCAAAUUAUGGGCUAACACUGAAGUAUGAGCUUCCCAAUGUCGGAGGAAGCUGGGUGAAGAGAGUGGAACUAGACCAUGACCUUGAGCAUCUCUACUGCUGCAGUGACACUGACCUACAUGUCUACAACUUGACAGGGAAGCUGCUGUUUAAAUUUGAAAGAGCUCACAUGAUGUCCAUCACUGGCUGCCGAUACUCUAAGAGUGCCAGUGUUCUUGUAACAUCAAGCAUUGAUUGUGAAGUUAAAGUCUGGAGUUUGAUGGGUGGCCUUGUCCACACAUUCCGUGGUCACUCUCGAGCAGUGACGAACCUGAUUCUUCACCCAGCCACCCCUAGCAUUGUCAUCACCUGCUCCCUUGAUGGGACAGUCCGCAUGUGGUCACUCGACACAAUGGACACACUCUAUAGCCUGGUGGUGUCUGUUGAUGGAGUUCUCUGGAUGGGCCUCACUGAUGAUAAUAUGCUGUUUAUGAGCACACCAAGGGCCCUGACGCUGUGGAACCUCAACUAUAGCAUGCAGUUCUGGGCCCUAGCCCGUAGCAGUGUAACUCGCAUGAAGCUCUGUGGCAGCAGGGACAAGACCACAAGGCUGAUGGCUGUCAGCGAGGAUAGCAGUAUACGUCUGAUGGCACGGAGCAACUGUAAGAACCUGAGUACUGUGCUGCCCCCUCCCAGCAUCUCUCCGCUGCAGCGUGUACUGAGCGUCUGCUACAGCCGAGAGUUCAACGUCAUCUACAUGCUUAUCAAUCCUCACGAGAUUUGGUUGUACACCAGCAGGACGGACCCAUGUUGUAGAAUGGCAGUUUGGGAUGUGAUUGACAUCCAGGACACCUUCCUGGAACAGAGGCAUGGCACAAACAUGAUGGGGGAGGAAAUGGGAACCACCACGUCAUCGUGGAAUAAACCAUCUCCUAGCCACCGAGCCACGGAGAAUGGGGUUGGCAAUGAAGUGCUGUCCAACUGCUGUUGUAUUACAGUCCUCAACUCCACGGCAAUGGUGUGGACGGAUGAAGGCUGUUGCUGUCCCAUCAGGGACUCCUAUCUGCUCUUGGGUUUAGAGGAUGGCAGAAUCUUGUUCAUGGAUCCUGUGAUUAAAGGACACAAGUAUCUAGAAUUCAAAACUGGGAAAGACCCUGUGUUGGACAUGUGUCACGACACAGAGCACAACGGCCUCAUCACACUGUACAAACUUAAAGACAGAAUGCAGAUUCAUGUCUGGGGGUUACCGGACCUUGAACUUCAGCAUGAAAUCUAUGUGUCUCCGGAUCUCAGGGACUAUGCCCGUGUGGGCUACAUACUUGUAACAGGACAUGAGAGCGGCAGUGUCAUCUUUAACACCCUUGAACACGCAACAGAUCCAGGGCUGCACAAGGCCAAAAUGCUUCCACCAUACCACGAAGUGAUUGACACCCACCAUAAGCCUGAACAUCAGGCACCAAUCAUCACUGUUGAUGUCUGCACCACUCUCAAGAUCUUCUGCUCUUGCAGUGAUGAUGGUGCCAUAAAAAUCUGGAGUGAUGAUAACGUCCUUAUGACAGAGAUCAUGUUAGACACGAGUCUGACGUCAGCUUGUUUCCUCAACACCAUGGGGGACCUGUUGGUUGGGUUUCAGAAGCACAUCUUCUACAUGGACCACACUAAAGUGUGCUCUCAGCUGACCGUUACAGAAGCAGAGAUGGAAUCUUUUGAUAAAGAAUCAUUCAUCUGUGAGGACCCUGCUGUGUUGUACGAAGGUGUCACUCCGAACCCUGACCCUGUGAACUUACAAAACUACCUGGUUCCGUUUGACAUAGAGUUUUCUAAAGACUUCCUGGAGGGAAGAGUGAAAUUAGAACCUGAGGUGGUGAAGAAAGAGGAAUCUGAUGAAGAAUCUGAAGUGUCGAUGGCACCAACAGAAAUCUACUACUCUCCAGACUCAACUCCAAGACGUCGCUUGUCACUGGUCGACCUAACCCUGGGUUCAGAGGUCAGCAAGUAUGACUUGCUCAAACACAUGAAGAAAACUCUGGAUCAUCUCGCUGAAAAAGAGCGCAGGGAGGCAGCGGAGCUUGCCUUGCAACAGAAGCAGGCCAUGCAGAGAGCUACCCCAGCACACAAGCGAAGGAUGAGAAGACAGAUGCGUAAAUUGGGCUUUGAUGAUGAAGAUCUAGGGCAGACUUAUGACAGAGCUCAGAAGGAGGGUCAAGACGAAGGUGUUGAGAAAGAUGAAGAAGUGGAGAAGUUUAGCUUCCCACAGUUUGGAGAAUCACCGGGCUCCACUCCGAGGUCAACUCCACCCUCCACUCCGGAGAUUCUGUCAGGGGAUGAGGAGCCAGAGACUGAUGUGACACAAGAGACUGUGGAUGUAGCAGUUAAAGUGGAGAUCAAAGUGAAGGAAAAUGAUGAGAUCUCAAAGUUCCUUGAAGCUGAGCAAGCAAAGGCAAAACAGCAGGAGAAAACUGAGACCCCACGCGGAGGUCAGCCAAAGCGUACAAAGUUUGGCUUGGGCAGCUUCACCGUUGACGCAGACAGUUUGAUUAAAAGUGCAAAAAAAUCGCCACGAGUUGUCAAGCGUGCAACGGCCUCUGUUCCCUCGCAUGCCCAAAAAGGGACAGAUUCUGACUCUGACUCUGGAGAGAAAAAACCCAGCAGAAAAGAGCGACAGGUAAAGAAGAAGGCAAUGAUAUCCUCACAGAAAAGAGUUGGUCCUAAACAGAGAAAACCAGAAGGAAAGGGAGUUGAGAAAGUGGAAGAGCCUCCCACCCAGAUGCAAGCUUUAACGAUGAAGGAGCAGACACUGGAUGUGCCUGACUCAAAGGUCAAGGAGAAAUCAGAAACAGAUGAAAUUGAUGGUGAAGGUGGCGAGAAGAGAGACUGGGAGACAGUCUCAAGAGGAGAUGAUCACCUUGAUGGCAAAGAGGGGAAAGCGACUGGAUUAAGUAUGCCAAAAGUGCGAGAUGCGAUGUCACCAACACCUCUUGACCAAUCCCUGGCAAAAGACCUCCCCAUGGUACCUGGACUUCCCACGGUGCCUCCUGCCCAAGAAGGCAGUGGGGCGUCUGGUAGGCCUGCUGUCCCAUCCGCCGCUGAAUCAAAAGCGGCUCUCAUCAAGAAGCUCGGGAACCGCUCAGCCAUGGAUUUUCACAGCUCCACCAGGAUGCCAGGAGAAGCAACUAGUGGUGCUGGCGACGUGGGCUUGCCAGAUUCUGAACCUCCUGCCUCCGACGGUGCAAGCCAAUCGGGGACAGGAGUCCCGGGCAGAGGGUCGGCAACUUCAAUGGGCUCCGAAGAGUCCCGUACAGCCUUCCGGAUUGGUUUGCUGUCAAUGGAGAAGACAGUCACUGGAGAGGAACUGACGGGAGCGGACGGCAUCAACAAGUCGUCCACGCCCUCUGACAUGUGGGCCGGCCAGGCUUCAGGCAAGUCUCCUCCUCCUGACGCAGCCAGCACUGACAUCAGUAUCUCACGCCCCGCCUCCCAGAUGCUGUCCGAUUUCUCUGCUCAGCCCCCCAGCAUAUCCACCGAACCUCGGUUUGAGCGAGAGGAGAGCAUCGAGCCUCGUUUUGGCUCAGACGCCUUCCGCCAGGAGAUGGACGCGUCUGAAACUGGUGCCGCCUCUAUGGACAGUGGCUGGGUGGACUCCGACUUUGUUUCUGUGUCCAGUCUGGAGGUUUACUCACGGAGGCGGAAGUGAAUGAGGCCAAAGCCAGACCGAUGACCUCUCUGGAGCAAAGCUUUUCCGAUCAACCUGAAAUGCAAAAUGCCCUCAAGUAUUUCCGUCAGCGUCCAAGGACUGCUCAGAUGAAGUUUGAGACAGAGCUGGAACUUAUCAUGGAAUUACCGCACUCUCACAAAGAUCUCCAGCAGGCUUUUGAUUCUUCGCUGGUCAACUACCGACGGUUAGCAAGCUCAAAUUUAGCCAGUGACCAGCUAUACCGAAAUGACGACAUGGCCUUCUCGGAGAACUGGCAUGAGAGGCAGAUUGAAAGGCACAUGUUGAUCCGCAUGCAGAAAGAACUACGGUCUCAAAAUGCACAAAAACGACGUCAGCUCAUGGAAAUGAGGAAGCAAGAGAAAUGGGCUCAGCAUGUGCAAGCAGUGCGUACGCAUGACCCACGCCCCACACCUGCCCGUGCCAGCACAGUUCAUGGGUCAAGGCCAUCUAACAUGUUCCCAGCCCCAACACCUGAGUCAUCGCGUCCACACACAGCCACAGGGAUCUACAGACAUUCGCAACCAUUGAUUACAGCGUCACCACAACAGCAGCAGCUGUAUGCUCUACAGCAUCAAGGACAACAGCUUCCAGGGCAGGGUCCAAUGACGAUGCGGCAACAAAUGCAGCAGCUUCUUGAAGCCAGAACGCGACAGCAGGAGGUUGAGAACAACCUUCGAGGAAAAGCUCUUCUUGGCAGUGAGAAACCUUUCAGAUGUCGAAUCAGACCACAGGAGAGCCCUCAUGAUGGUGAGAUGGAGAGUGGAGCUGACCAGCCUCCCUCCAUUGACCCGUGGCUGCUGGACCCACGUAACCCACGUGCUGUACGACCCAAAUCAAGCAAGUCCAUACCCAGCAAAUGCCAUCGCUAUGUUCUGGUGACCAAGCCAAAGACCAAACUUCACAUUCCACUGCCAACGCCCUUGGAGGAACACCUUCUAGCCACCCGAUUUCCUGACCAGGGGGAAAAGGUUUUCCGACGCUACGAGGGCCUGUUGUACCACCCACCUCGCCGACCUGCGUAUGGCAUUGACUACAGCCCAUAUCAACAUCAACUGUAUGGUUAAUGUCACAAUCUGAACUGCUUUGUCUUGUUCUUGGUUUGGAAUGAUGAUUUUUUAUUAUUUCAGCAAAACUUUUUGAGGUCUUGAAAGUGGUUAGAAAUACAUCAGAUCUCUGGCUGUGAAAGAAAGGAAGCUGAGUUUACCAACUUCACCAAAGAAUAAGCAAAA